AUGAUGAGGCAUCUAUUUCUUGUUCUUCUGUUGAUCCAUUUGAGUCUUGCACAGAAGGCCAAGGUUAAGCCACUGACGAAAAAAUGGCUGACACUAAAGGGUGAUGAACCUGUGGUAAUAGCUCGUGGAGGGUACUCGGGCCUUUUUCCUGAUUCCAGCGAAUAUGCGUAUAGGGUCGCCAAGGAUAACAGCUUGCCUGGUACCAUUUUGUUCUGUGAUUUACAGCUUACAAAAGAUAGCGUUGGGAUUUGCCAGACAGAACUGAGGCUGGACAAUUCAACAACUAUAAGAGAUGUCUUUCCGAAAGGGCAGAAAACUUACAAUGUAAAUGGACAAGAUAUGAGCAGCUGGUUUGCCUUGGAUUAUACAUCUGAUCAACUAUUCACAAAUGUGACUUUGAUACAAAACAUAUACUCUAGAACAAAUGUGUUCGAUGGUCUAUUCUCCCUGUGGACCCCUGAUAAUGUGGUAGCAGCUUGGCCUUCUUCAAAAAUUUGGUUGAAUGUUCAGUAUGGGAUGUUCUACAUCUAUCAUAAGCUCAGCCUGGCAAAAUAUGUUGAAGACUCUAUGAAAUUUAUUAAUCCGGAAUACAUUUCAUCUCCUGAGAUUGGUUUCUUGAAGACCAUUGGUGGCAAACUGAAGAAAUCCAAGAAAAAGCUCAUCUUCCGGUGCCUAGAGGCAGAUGCAUUUGAACCCACAACCAAGGAGAAAUAUGGUUCACUCUUGGGAAAUCUUUCGAUGAUCAAGUCAUUUGCUUCUGGUAUUCUUGUCCCAAAAGAGUAUAUAUGGCCUGUUACUAAGGACAUGUAUCUGCAACCUGCAACAACUCUUGUAGCCGAUGCUCAUAAACAAGGUCUUGAAGUAUAUGCUUCUGGCUUUGCAAAUGAUGGUAUGCUAAGUUACAAUUAUAGUUAUGAUCCAACAGUCGAGUAUCUGCAGUUUGUCGACAACUCCCAAUUCUCAGUUGAUGGGGUGCUUACAGAUUUCCCUUCCACUGCAUCAGAAGCCAUUGCAUGCUUAGCCCGGAACAAGAAUGCUUCCAGGAUUAUGGAUGCUUUGAUCAUAUCUCACAAUGGAGCUAGUGGGGAUUACCCUGGCUGCACUGAUCUUGCCUAUCAGAAAGCCAUAGACGAUGGGGCCGACAUAAUUGAUUGUUCUGUUCAAAUGUCAAAAGAUGGAUUUGCCUUCUGCUUGGAGACAGCCGACCUUACGGGGAAAACUACUGCAGCAACUACUUUGAUGGAUCGAACUGCAACAGUCCCAGAAAUUCAGCCAAACUGGGGGAUUUUCUCCUUUGAUGUCACGUGGAGUGAAAUCCAAUCCCUCAAGCCACAAAUUACAAGCCCUGACAUUGACACUAGCUUGCAAAGAAACCCUGCAAACAGGAACAAGGGAAAGUUUGUCACUCUGUCUGAGUUCUUAGAAAUUGCUAAGUCUAAGGGAAUAACUGGAGUUCUGAUUAACAUUGAAAAUGCUGCCUUCCUAGCAUCAAAGAAAGGUCUUAGCAUAACCGAUGCUGUCACUACUGCCUUAAGCAAUGACACCCUCGACAAAGUUUUGAUCCAAUCGGAUGACAGUUCGGUGCUAUCAAAGUUUAAGUAUGCUUCAACUUACCAGAGAGUAUUGACCAUUAAAGAGCAAAUAAGUGAUGCACCAAAGCAGGUAGCGGAGGAAGUCAAGAAAUAUGCUGAUGCAGUGAGUGUCACUAGAAAUUCCAUUGUUAGAGAUAAUUCAGUCUUCUUUUCGACUGAUUUCACAAAUAUUACACAAGAAAUGCAUGCAGCAAAUGUCUUGGUAUAUGUCGCAUUUCUCAGGAAUGAAUUUACCUCGCUCAUCUUUGAUUACAAUGCGGAUCCUUACACACAGCUUGCUACUUUUGUUGUGGCAAACAAAGUUGAUGGGGUCAUUACGGACAAUCCAGCAACUACCAAUGCAUAUAUGAGGAGCCCCUGUUCCAAAAUAGAUGCCAAUGUUUCAUUCCCCAUCUUGCCAAUUAAGGCGGGUGAUCUUCUGGCGGUGCUUGCACAAGAGGUGCUGCUACCACCCACUCCAGCACCCGCCCCAGCCCUUGAAGUUGCAGAUAUUAUUGACCCUCCUCUUCCUCCCGUAGCAAAUAUCUCAACCAACUCCACAUCUUCACUUCUUGCUCCUGCACCUGCUAAGAAUAAAUCAAGCAGUCAAAGAACUUCUGCUGAGACAGGUCACUAUGUAGCAGUGAUUGUGGGGAUAAUCGUGUUGGAGCACGAAGAAUCUUCUGCAAUGAUCAAGUCAUUUUAA
Messenger RNA from Ilex paraguariensis (yerba mate), 2277 nucleotides. Lineage: Eukaryota; Viridiplantae; Streptophyta; Magnoliopsida; Aquifoliales; Aquifoliaceae. The record is from the annotation of a GenBank genome assembly.